This is a messenger RNA of Trypanosoma cruzi, 336 nucleotides long. RefSeq lists its product as uncharacterized. The transcript has a single exon. Gene Ontology annotation, molecular function: fatty-acyl-CoA binding. NCBI's taxonomy places the organism in Eukaryota, Euglenozoa, Kinetoplastea, Trypanosomatida, Trypanosomatidae. The record is from RefSeq and is a predicted model, not a curated record. Gene Ontology annotation, biological process: fatty acid metabolic process. The coding region runs from base 1 to 336 and encodes 111 amino acids.
AUGCCCUUUUUUCUUCGACUCAUCUCUCAGCCAGGAUGCGGCCACAGCACGGGAGUCGCUCACAUGGACCACGCGUUUCCCGGGAACCAUUUCAAGGCAGCACUUUUCCUCGACCAUGAGUUUGGGGACAUUGAGGCAGCCGCACGGCUUGGCGACAAGCAGAAGCUUCUUUUCUACGCCCUGCGGCGGCAGGCCGAGCAUGGUCCAUGCACGGGCGCGGCGCCGUCCAUAUGGUGGACGCGUAAGCGCAUUAAGUGCGAUGCAUGGAAGCAACUGGGCGACAUGUCUGUAUAUGAGGCGAUGGUAAAUUUUGUGAGGUCAUUUGGGGGUGUUUAG